CAUUGCCAACUAAACAUAAAAAAUUAGAGCCAUCCAGACGAGACUGGCAGAAGUCGUCGAACUCUAUGUACUGCUGCUCCACUUGUUCAAAGGUUGCGGGCUUGCGGCUAUUAAAUUCCUCCUCCUCUUUCUUCCCUUCACGUUUCAUAUAUAAAUCCCACGCCUUUUCGUUCGUCUCUUACUCUCCGAGCUUCAACACUAACUCUACAGCUGAAACAGAAUGAGCAAUUUAAGAGCCAAGUUCAUGGAGGUCUACUCUGUUCUGAAAUCGGAGCUUAUCAAUGACCCUGCUUUCGAAUUCACAGACGUUUCUCGUCAAUGGAUCGAGCGGAUGCUGGACUACAACGUUCCAGGAGGAAAGCUGAACCGAGGACUAUCCGUUGUUGACAGCUUUAAAUUACUGAAGGAAGGAAGGGAGCUAACAGAUGAGGAAGUUUUUCAGUCUUGUGCACUUGGUUGGUGUAUUGAAUGGCUUCAAGCAUAUUUUCUCGUUCUUGAUGAUAUCAUGGAUGGCUCUCAUACGCGUAGGGGUCAGCCCUGCUGGUUCAGACAACCAAAGAUUGGCAUGAUUGCUGCGAAUGAUGGCAUCAUUCUUCGUAACCAUAUUCCGAGGAUUCUCAAAAACCAUUUUAGGGUGAUGCCGUACUAUGUGGAUCUGCUGGAUUUAUUUAAUGAGGUGGAAUUUCAAACUGCCCAUGGACAAAUGAUUGAUUUAAUCACCACUCAUGAAGGAGAGAAAGAUCUAUCAAAGUACUCCUUGGAAAUUCACCGGCGCAUUGUUCAGUACAAAACUGCUUACUACUCAUUUUAUCUUCCAGUAGCAUGUGCAUUGGUAAUGGCAGGCGAAAACGUUGAAAGCCAUGCUGAUGUGAAGAAUAUUCUCAUUGAGAUGGGAACUUAUUUUCAAGUACAGGAUGAUUACUUGGAUUGUUUUGGUGAUCCUGAAGUGAUUGGAAAGGUUGGGACUGACAUUCAAGACUUCAAGUGCUCUUGGAUGGUUGUUAAAGCAUUAGAACUUUCCAACGAGGAACAAAAGAAACUAUUACAUGAGAACUAUGGGAAAGACGAUCAAGAGUGUAUUGCAAAAGUGAAAGAGCUAUACAACGUCCUUGAUCUUCAGGGUGUGUUUGUGGAGUAUGAGAGCAGCAGUUACGACAAGCUUACAAAAUCCAUUGAAGCUCAUCCAAGUAAAGCGGUACAGGCUGUGUUGAAGUCAUUCUUGGCAAAGAUAUACAAGAGGCAGAAGUAGAGACUGACAUACCGAAGUAGCCUGGCUCAUUUUUUAAUAAAAGACUGCGAAAAAGAAAAAUAAAAGAAAGAUUGAAAUGUAUUGUAUCCCCAUAUCUUUUUGUUUUCUGCUUAGGCUCUCAUGAAGAACUAACCAGCUAUGCUGGUUAGGCCUAACUUUGCUAAUUUGUGGAACUAUUAAUACAAUACAUUGUGUUAUUAGCCAAAAUUAGUACUUCGAUUUCAUUGGAAAAUUUUCAGAACCAGAAACCAUUUUGGUUGGUUCUAUAACAAAGUGAAGGUUGCCUGCCUAAUUUUUUUGGACAGUAAUACUCAAUUUCUAUAAACCCUAUUAGCCAAUGAUAGUUUUAGAUUAAGUGCAAAACAGAUAUUCUUGGACAAUUAUUGGAUGGUUUUCAUGGCAUCAAUUAUAAUCGGAACAAGAACAUAAGAGGUGCCAGAAACAAUGGAAACUAAAUUAGUGGCUGGAAUCUUCAGGGUAAGCUGUAACCACAAAUUUACUGCUGCAAAAAAGGAGGCGGUUGAAACUUGAAGCCAAAAAUACAGCUAUUAGUGACUGCUGUCAAAAUUUGUUGACAUUUCACAUUAAGAAAUCUCUCUCUGUGUUGGGGGUGGGUAGAACGAUAAAUGUGAAGCACAUUCAUCACAUUCUCACCCUUGUUCCUUGCCCUUGCUACAAGCCUGAGAGAAAAAAAAAAAAAAAAUUGCUUGGCCAUUUGGGGUUGAAA
Rosa rugosa (rugosa rose) is the source of this 1976-nucleotide messenger RNA. Its product is annotated as farnesyl pyrophosphate synthase. The transcript is spliced from 11 exons. NCBI's taxonomy places the organism in Eukaryota, Viridiplantae, Streptophyta, Magnoliopsida, Rosales, Rosaceae. Gene Ontology annotation, biological process: trans, trans-farnesyl diphosphate biosynthetic process. Bases 221 to 1249 code for a protein of 342 amino acids. Gene Ontology annotation, molecular function: dimethylallyltranstransferase activity; (2E,6E)-farnesyl diphosphate synthase activity. Gene Ontology annotation, cellular component: cytoplasm. The record is from RefSeq and is a predicted model, not a curated record.